AUGCCGUCGAAAACUGAGGAGAAUGAGCGGUCUCUGUCUCAGCUGAUCAACAUCGCCACCCGCUCUGUCCACACCAAGCUGAACAAGCUCGUCCUCGCUCGACUGCCCCUGGCCCUGCCGCCCCAGGCCGACGAUGCCUCCCAGUACGUAUCAGGACUGCUCCACAUCGCGCCCAUCUACAUCUCCUUCGAGUCGCUCUGGCGGACGAUCCUGGACUCGCCCGUCUCGGUAGAAGAGGCCAGUACCGAAGACACGCACGUGUGCGCGGCCUGCGACCCGGCAGCCGCCGCGAAGGCACCACCAGCAUCCCCGGACGUCCACUCGGCGCCCGACGGCAACGGCCUCGACGCGCCGCACCGGCCCGUCAUCUGCUCGCGGAUCCACAGCCUGCUGGCGCACCUGCACCUCGAGGGCCUGCAGCGGUCGCGGGCGCUGCAGGACGACCUGGCGGCGCUGACGGGGUGGUCGAGCCGCACGCUCGCCGAGCAGCUCAACGACGCGGCCGAGUCGCCCGUGCUGGCCGAUUUUCUUAGACACACCAAGAGCUCCGUGCGCGCGAACCCGCACGUCCUGCUCGCGUACGCCUGGGUGCUGUACAUGGCGCUGUUCUCGGGCGGGCGCUUUAUCAGGGCGUCGCUCGAGGGCGUCGACGCGGCGUUCUGGGUCCCGGCGUCGGCGCAGCAUGCGGAGUGGCCGUCGCAUAAGGCGGCUAUUAAUGCUGCUGGGAACACCAUCACCACCGUUCCGUGCUCCUCUGGUUCAUCGUCUAACGCUAAGUCAUUUCAUUCCCAUCAACAACAAUCACAGCAACAACCACACGAACCGAACCAGCAAGAAGAAGAGCAAAACCAAAACCACCACCCACCACUCGACUUCUUCCGCUUCGCCACCCCCGACGACGGCGAGGACCUGAAGCAGACGUUCAAGGGCCGCCUGGCGCAGUCCGAGUCCUUACUCACGCCCGCCGAGCGCGACGACGUCGUGCAGGAGGCGCGCUGCAUCUUUGAGUUCAUGGUGUGUCUGUGCGGCGAGCUGGACGACAUCUGCGGCACCGACCGCGAGGCCGAGUCCGGGACGGCUGUGGGUGCGGGUGCCCGUGCGGCGGGGCUGCUGAGCCUGAGGAGCAGGGACAGCGUUGUCGUCGAGAAGGAGAGAAGGCAGCUGAUGGAGAUGGCGAGGCGGGUGGAGCGGGAGAGGGAGAGGGAGAGGGAUAGGGAGAGGGAGGGGAGUGGUAAUGGUGGUGGCGGCGGUGGGGGCGUGGCGGCGACUUUGUUGCUGGGGAGGAAGGGGAAGGGGAAAGGGAGCGGGGAGGGUGGUGUGAGGUUCCAGGGAUGA
Messenger RNA from Anthostomella pinea, 1335 nucleotides. The record is from the annotation of a GenBank genome assembly. Lineage: Eukaryota; Fungi; Ascomycota; Sordariomycetes; Xylariales; Xylariaceae.